Messenger RNA from Cydia amplana, 3081 nucleotides. It is a transcript of the gene ken, whose product is annotated as transcription factor Ken. Gene Ontology annotation, biological process: regulation of transcription by RNA polymerase II. Lineage: Eukaryota; Metazoa; Arthropoda; Insecta; Lepidoptera; Tortricidae. Gene Ontology annotation, molecular function: protein binding; DNA-binding transcription factor activity; RNA polymerase II cis-regulatory region sequence-specific DNA binding. The record is from RefSeq and is a predicted model, not a curated record. Bases 257 to 2011 code for a protein of 584 amino acids. Gene Ontology annotation, cellular component: nucleus. The transcript is spliced from 5 exons.
GAUGCGCGCGGCGCGCAGUUAGUGUGUCACUAGAGUCGGCGCGAGAGGUGGCCUGCAAGGACUGAGCCGCGCCGCCGACUUUUUUUUGUGCGUGCGAUGUUUUCACUUUCGUCAUUUUGACCGGGCCAGUUUGAUUUGACGUCGCUCGCGCACGGACGUGCCUCGGGAUCGGACGGUGAUCGUCCUGUGUUCGGUGCUCCAGGAUCGUUUGGAUUUUUAUUUUCUGUGAGGAAUAUGGCUGUGAUACAGUGCUAAUAUGUUCGAUAGCAACCUACUUUUGAAUUUCUACAAUGAGAUUGCGCAUAGAAGUCUACAGUUGGCAAGUGCUGGAAUGAUGGGCGAGGGCCUGCUGACUCUCACGUACGGCAAGCACCACGCCUGCAUCUUGAACGAGGUGGGCGCGGCGUGGCGCGGCGCGCGCUACUCCGACCUCGUGUUGGUCUGCGACGACGCUGUGCCGCUGGCCGCGCACCGCAUCGUCAUGGCCGCGGCCAGCCCGCUCAUCAGGAAAAUCCUCGACGACACGCCGGCCACGGAGAGCCCCGUCACCAUCCACAUGUCGGGCAUCAACAGCACGCUGAUGAGGCAUCUCCUCGUGUUCCUAUACAGCGGCCAGGCCUACAUUGAAUCCGGAGAAAUAGAUGACAUGCAAGAACUGUUCGAGCUACUAGAAAUCAAGUCAGACGUUUGGAAAUCGACAAAGGAACGCCAGCAAGCGGAAGAACGGAACAGAUCUUGCGACAGACAAAAAGCGAAAACCCUCAAAACGGACAUCAACAGCAAUGAAAGCAGUAAACACGACGCACCCUCAGGCUCUUCUCAUUCAGAAAGCGACCGAGUCACACCAAGCGCAGGCUUCAGCAAAGACAAAGAAGAAUUAAGUAUAAAGAAAGAGAACUCUAGUAGUAAUGAUGAGAGGGAUGAUGAGGAGGUUGAGGAUAAGGAGUGCGGGCGGCUGGCGGGGCGGCGGAGAAGCUCGUCCAACCCGGUCAACCUGUCGGUGGCCAGGACCUCGGAGAACGCGGGCAGUGAGCACGAGGACUCGCAGGAUGUGGACGUGGAAACAGUCGCAGCGAAGAACGUUAAUAGAAGAAGAUCUACUUCAUCCAGUCAAGAAGAUCCACCGCCUGAAACCAUGUACAGAAGACAGUUACUUAGUGAUCGAUUAGGCCGAGGAAUAGAGAGAGCGAAGCGGAAGUCACACUAUAUAGAACCUCCAGAGCUCGAUUUACGGACUGUAAAACUAGAAGAUUACGCGCAUCUUAAACCUCCUGACGCAGAUCUGAUGUCACUCGUGCAGACUUCACCGGAAAAUUAUGUUGUAACACCUCAUCGGAAACGACGACCCGGCUUCCAUAACUCUCCUUCUCAGAAUCCUCCGUUCGUUUCAUUUCCACCAAGUUACUUAGAAGAGAUGGCGCAUCUGCGGUAUACGCAAGGACCGGGCAGUGUGGCUGCAGUAGCUGCCGGAGCUCGUCUCGGGGCGCUGCACCCGCUCAGUGCGUCCGCGCCGCCCUACCUUCCCGAAAGGAGCGUGACGCCUCCCGCGGGAGCGCAUGAUGACGGCCUAAAAUACCGACCUCCCAGCGCAGGUUCGUGGGGACCCUGGCUCUGUCAGCCUCAAAUGGGUGGCGACGAACCUCCCUCGGCGGAGCACGAACAAGGCUCCAGCAAACAAGCGCCAGUUCGGGAGUACCGCUGUGAGUAUUGCGGCAAACAAUUCGGCAUGUCGUGGAAUCUCAAGACUCACCUCCGAGUCCACACAGGCGAGAAGCCUUUCGCCUGCCGGCUCUGCGUGGCCAUGUUCAAGCAGAAAGCGCACCUGCUGAAGCACUUGUGUUCGGUCCAUCGUAACGUGAUAUCGUCGAGCGACAACGACGGCCGGACCAACACACCCGGCCGCUUCAACUGCUGCUUCUGCCAGCUGACGUUUGAGGCGUUACCGGAACUCAUCAGACACUUGUCGGGCCCGCACAAUAGCUUGCUCCUCAGCAAGAACCUGCACGAAUGACGCACGCCCGCCUGACGCGUGCCUACGCGUGUCCAUGGACUUUAAAACUUUCUCUCGAUGCGAGAGUUCAAUUGUGAUAUGUGUUUAAGAAGGUUAUACAUAAUUAUAGGUGUAAGUAAGACAUGUGAUGUCGCAGAGCGAUACUCAUGAAGCAUUCGCAGGAGAAGGUCGCUGCGGGUGUGAUGCUGGUGUAAAUGUUUAAUAAAUCACAUGUUUGUCGCAUGGGUCCAAAUUUUUAUAAUUUGUUUAAAAAUUAUAAACCGGGACCAAUACCUUCCGAGAUAGUAUUUAUUUGAAAGAUGUAUUUCAUUAGCGUAAAGUUAUUUAAAAGCCACCGACACAUUAAUUUCUUAAGAAUAGAAAAUAGACACGUAUGUCAACGGAAAGUUGCGAAGUGUGAAAGGCCUAAAGUAACGUGAACUACCUCCUAAUUUAAAUCUGUAAUCGAAGAGACCGUGGUGACGUUGAAAAGUGUUUAUCAUUGACUCGAUGACGUCGUCUGCCGCUCCGCCGGUCAAUGAUUCUAGUCAGAAUUGGAACUAAGAAUUAGUCAAUCAGAGUCAAGGUUACUCACUUUUAUUGGAAUAUUUUGUACCUGUCAACAAAAUGUAGGUAGGUUAAACAUUAAAAACUUUCGAAUCCCAAGGCCUAUUGAAUAGGUAUGUAUCGCUUCUGUAAAGCUGUUUAAAUUCCACCACUAGUUCCAAUGAAUGCAUCUGACUUUGCAUUUCGCAGCUUUUUAACGACAUCUUAAAAUCUCAACAUUAGAUAUUACCGUAUAUGUAUAAUUUCUAAAGUAGAAGAAAAAUGUGUUCGUAUGUAUUAAUUCUAUUUUUGUAUAAAGCCGUAUCCUUCCAUUCGAUUGUGCCGAAUAUUUGCUAUAUGGAUGAGCACCAAAGAUUUGUGAAGCAUUAGAUCUUUUGGCGAUUAUGUUACGGGCAAAAGCCUAUGAAGAUUGUUUUGAAUAUUUGCGCCAAAUUCCAAAGAAAUUUAGUAACGCACAAUACUUUUCCUAAUUCCAAUACACUCUUUAAAUAUCCGGAUUUUGCCCGUAAUAUAUCCAAUUAAGA